Molecule: messenger RNA, 1963 nt
Organism: Mytilus californianus (California mussel)
Lineage: Eukaryota; Metazoa; Mollusca; Bivalvia; Mytilida; Mytilidae
Product: toll-like receptor 4
Exons: 2
Coding region: 39-1097 (352 amino acids)
Biological process (GO): toll-like receptor signaling pathway; inflammatory response; immune response
Cellular component (GO): membrane
Molecular function (GO): protein binding; transmembrane signaling receptor activity
Source: RefSeq, a predicted model, not a curated record
GAAAAAUUCCACUUUUAAUCCAUUUGAAAACACUCAUCAUGAAGGAAACAAAACUGUACCUCGUUUUACAAACUAAUUCAUCGAUACUUAGUCUUUGUCCGAAUAUCAAGAAUUUAGAUAUAUCAUAUAACUAUAUAUGGAAAAUAAAUUCGCUUGGGCAAUUGCCGCAUUUAACAACUCUCAAUAUAUCUCAUAACUUGUUUGAUAAUGUUCCCGAUGUAGUUACAAAUUUUGAUAGCCUUACCGAACUCGAUUUAUCACACAAUCAAUUAACUACAAUUCGGAAGAAAAUACACAAUUGGAUUGAUACCCAGCAUACCAAAUUUGGAACUUUUAAAUUAUAUCUCAGUAAUAACCCGUUGAUUUGUUCGUGUGGUACAACAACAUUUUUGCGUUGGAUUCUUACAACUAAAGUAAAGUUAAAUGCAAAUGGCAAUUACUCGUGUUGGGUUUCUUCAACUAAAAAAAUCAAUUAUACCAGAAAUGUCGCUGACGAUUUUCAUAAUUAUUUCGUUGACUGUGAUACUGCCGUUUGGAUCAAGUUAGGCAUUUCAUUAUUAGUUUCUGUUUUAUCAAGUUUAAUUUGUAUUACGAUAUUGUAUAAUUUGAGAUGGAGGAUAAUUUUCUUUUUCUUCCGAAAUAUCCGGAGAUUUGCAGAGAAAGGUCUUGAGCUAACUUUUGAUUAUGACGUUUACGUUUCAUAUUCAGAUGACUACAUUUCUUUUGUGAAAGAAUUGCAAAAGAAAGUAGAAGAUGAAUGGGGUUUCAAAAUUUGCUUCGAAGAUAGAAAUUUUAAUGUUGGCGAAUCGAUAGCAACAGAAAGAGCUACUUCCAUUCAUAGAUGCAGACACGUUAUAUUUCUAGUCUCGCCAUCAAUUUUCGAAAAUGAAUGGACUCGUUUUGAAAUCGAGAAAGCAAAGUAUGAAAUGUUUUUCAAAAAUCUGCAGAAUAUUGUUGUUAUUACAAGAGAUACCCCUUUGGAUGAUAUUAUCAUAGAAUUUUUCACCAUUUGGAAAGAUGUAUUUUUAAUUCAAUGGCCAGUCGAGAAGGAUGAAGUACAAAUGGCUUGGCAAAAGCUACGACUUUGGUUCUUUUGAAGUGUUUUGAAGGUAUACAUUUCCAGCUUAAUAUUCAGGAUACACUUAUAUUCAUGUGCGUUUUCUUUUCACAUUGUUAUUCAUGUCAACGUUUUUGAAUAUCGAUUGUUUGUCUCAUGGUUAAAUCAUGGAAACAAAGAGGGAUUGCACAGACAUGAUACACAAUUGGGAUUUGUGAAAAUAAGUAUUAUCAGGACCUGUAUUAAACUGUGUGCAUGGUAUCAAGUAACCCACAUAGUAAUUGUUUUUGUAUAUUUAUAUUACUGAAUAUGUGAUGAUAUAUAUAUUUCAUUAUAGAUAAUUAGGCCUUCUUUUACUCUAGGGGACUCGACAUUCCUACAUUUUACUUUAGGGGAAUGUGUCCAUAAAUGGAUAUUUUUCAUCUUUUUUAUAUAGAAUUUAAUAAAAUUGCUUGGUAACAUAUUAUAUCUUUUCUUGCAAUACAUAUAUAUAGUAAUUCCAGAUUAAAUGGUAAAAAAGGUAUCAUUUCAAUUUUCCAAUAUAGUUCCCUUAAGUAAAGUUGUGCUAUAAUGCCUUAUUUUACGUUAGGGGACUUAAAACCUAUAGACAGAUAAAAAUAACCAAUUACUAUAAAACUGAAUGAUAUAUAUAUAUGAGUCCCUUAAAGUAAAGUAGUACUAUAAUGCAUUAUUUCAUUUUAGUGGACCCACAACCUAUAAACGCAUUUAAAGAAACAAUUACUAUAAAACUGUUUUAUAUACAUACUAGUCUCCUAAAACCUGUAUAUUAUACUACCAAAAACAAUUUUUUUUUAUGAGUCCCCUCUUUUUUUUUACAAUUUUUAAAGUCCCCUAAAGUAAAAGAAGGCCGAUGAUUAUAGUUUUCAUAAAACGUGCACUAUAAUA